Cryptococcus deneoformans JEC21 is the source of this 1248-nucleotide messenger RNA. RefSeq lists its product as hypothetical. Gene Ontology annotation, cellular component: mitochondrial inner membrane. The record is from RefSeq and is a predicted model, not a curated record. NCBI's taxonomy places the organism in Eukaryota, Fungi, Basidiomycota, Tremellomycetes, Tremellales, Cryptococcaceae. The transcript is spliced from 3 exons. The coding region runs from base 120 to 1184 and encodes 354 amino acids. Gene Ontology annotation, biological process: potassium ion transport; proton transmembrane transport.
CUGCCCAGAAUAAAAAUGGGCCGGGAAUUCGGUUAAAAGUGUGUGUGUGACGAUUAAUAUUUACCUCUCCUCUUUCCCUCUCCUCGCCUCCUCUUUCCGCCCAGACUCAACCCCCCAGGAUGUCCUCAAAGCUCCCCGCGGCGGGCAAAGCCACAAGACAAUUCCGUAUCCUCGCGCUCCCCCUCGCACGUCUCCCCCGCCCACCACCACCCUCCAGGACGCUCCCGACCACCCCUCCCCCCUCCCUCGAAUCCGCCUCCUCCUCCCACACCACCCCUCCAACCCCGCUCAUCCUCUUCCACGCCCUCCAGCCUGAACCAUCCGCCGACUCGCCCCCGUCACUUAUCACAAAAGCGCUCGACAAGAGCUCCGAGACGUGGUUGAAGCUUGGCGAGAAGCCAAAGGGCAGCUGGAUGUAUUGGUUCUAUGAAAAGGGCGAAAAGUUGAUGGAUAGGAUAGAGUAUGAGGAAUGGGCACUCAAGGCGGUUAGAGAAGGCGAGGGCGUAAAGGUGGCCAAGGACGGGCAAGUGCUCGAGCGUAUCGAGAUACCGUUGGUGCUGCCUAGACUUCCCAACCAAGAGAUGCCGAGCCUGCUUCCCAAACUGCACCGUUUCCUCCUCAAGCGGAUACCGCACCAUAGAAAGAUGAUGUACCGCUCCAUCCUCUUCUCGCCCGUCACAUGGCCCUUUGCAAUCAUCCCCAUCAUCCCCAACUUCCCCUUAUUCUACGUCCUCUGGCGCGCGUGGUCACACUACAAGGCGUGGAGGGGUGCUACCUAUCUUGAACAACUUAUCAAGGCCGGUCUGGUGGUAGAGAAGGAAUGUCCCGAGUUGACCGAGAUUUACGCUGGGAAAGGCCGUGAACCUUUGGCCGCUACCGCCGCCUUGACCGAUCCGUCAGGCAAGGUCAAGGCAGGUACAACGGCCCAACCUUUUCCGCCUCCCGCACCGGGACCUAUCACCUCACAGGCUCAACACCCAUCGCUCCUCCUCUCGCCUAGCCAGAUCCCAUUGCUGGCAAAGACUUUUGCGCUGAAAGCGAAUGAAGUGGUGGAUGUGACCAGGGCGGUGGAGCAGGCUGAUUUCAGGGCGAGAAAGACUGAUCAAGUGGAAGCCAAGGAAGCGCAGGAGAAGGAAAAGGCCAGGGAAGAAAAGGAAAAGGAAAAAGAAGAAGAAAAGGUGUAGUGUUCUGUAUAGCAUAGAUUCCGAGAAUAUAUAUAAACCCCAUGCAUUCGAAAACCAUCAUUCA